Messenger RNA from Rhopilema esculentum, 4951 nucleotides. Lineage: Eukaryota; Metazoa; Cnidaria; Scyphozoa; Rhizostomeae; Rhizostomatidae. The record is from RefSeq and is a predicted model, not a curated record.
UCGUGGGGCUGAAAAUCAUUUCUAUGGUGAAAAUCAUGAAAUAACAGCCUCCCAAAGAUUACAAACUACUACCACUACGAGGCUACUUAAAAAUUUUCUACGUUACCGAGAAUCUGGAGCUGUUGAAACAUACCAUGGAAAUCAAUGUAAAAAUGAUACAAUUCUGAUUAUUGAGCUGGCUCGAAAAAGUGCCAGAAGAAUGGCUGAUAAAAAUAUUGAUGAUGAAGCUGAGACGAACGCAACUGGAAAUAUUGAAAAUGGACAGUGCAGCCAGGAAAUUGAACAAGACUUGGCAUCACUUACAGUAGAUGCAAGUGUUCACAGGAUUGAGAAAGACAAUACUGGUUCGAAUUCAGAUAAAACUUCUAGUGAAAAUAAAGUACCGGUUAAAGUUCACCCUUUGACUGAGAGACAGCACAGCUUGUUCAAAGAGCUCUCUAAGACAAAGGGUUGGAAAGAAAGUUUUGAAAAACUUGAACCAUUGCCAUUGAAUUCGCCAAAGAAAGACGGCCAUAUCCGCUUUGUAUGCAUCUCAGACACACAUAACGGGCACGGAAAGCUCAAUUUACCCGAUGGAGAUAUACUUCUGCAUGCUGGGGAUUUUACACUGCGUGGAAAGCUCAAGGAGGUUGAGAGUUUCUGUGAGUUUUUAAAGGAAAUCAAAAGUAGAUAUAAACAUAUAGUUGUGAUUGCUGGUAACCACGAACUGACAUUUGAUGACAAGAAAGACUUGUUUUUUGGCUUAUUCAAAACAAAUGCAGAUUGCAAUAGAGGAGCAGAUUUGAAAGAAAUGCUUCAAAAUCAUUGCAUUUACCUGGAGGAUGAAGGCAUUGAGCUGAUGGGCUUUAGGAUAUAUGGCAGUCCUUGGCAACCAUAUCAUAGAGGGUGGGCAUUCAACCUGCCCAGAGGUGAAGCUCUGUUGGAAAAGUGGAACAAAAUUCCAGAAGGAACAGACAUUCUCAUGACACAUGGGCCACCACUAGGCCAUGGUGAUUUGACAUUCUUUGAUCAGCAUGUUGGGUGUGUUGAAUUGUUAUCAACUGUCCAAGAGAGGGUGAAACCAAAAUUUCAUGUAUUUGGACACAUUCAUGAAGGAAAUGGAAUGACAACUGACGGAUCAACUACCUACAUAAAUGCAGCCAUUUGCAACUUCAGGUACCAGCCUGUUCAGAAACCAAUUAUCUUUGACUUGCCAGUUCAAGUUUGCAGUCCACAAGAAUGCUCCAGCACUAGAUGAUGGAACGUUUCUUUAUCAUCACUUUCCUGAAACAUGGCAUAGAGCAAAAUGUUUAAAGAAAAAUAUUAAUCGAAAUUGGAUGAGUCAAGAUUGGUGAGUCAAUUUUCAAUGAUUGUUUAAUUUUGUAGUUUUUCCUUCUUGCAUAAAUUCAGUUAGCUUCCUUCUCCUGUUUUUUGUAUUGCUUUCAUUUUAUUAAAUUCAUGUAGCAGAAUUUUUCUUUAAUUUUAUCCACAUCUAGGUAUCUUUUUAUUCUAAAACUUUUUAUUUCAGAUUGUCGUAAACGCGUAGAUCGUCACUCAACACAGUUGUAUGUCUAAUGUAUGCCUUGCCUGAGUUUAGCAGCUAUCUGUUUCUCUUAUAAUAGCACUUGAUCAAUUUUGUUUUUUGAAAUGUACAAUUUUGCUUUACGUUAAUGUCUGAUAUGGUUCAUUAGCGAAAAUACAAUACAAUAUUUUAUAGAUAUAUACUGUAAACCUGUAAUUUCAGUUCUGACACAUUUCACUGUUCACAUAUUCUCUUCGACUAACAUCAGCCAAAGAUAACAAUAAAGUAUUUUUCCCCAUUGAAUCAGAAAAUGAAUUCUACAAGAAGUCAAAUUACGCGACUGAUAUCUUUUAUUCGGGGGAUGUUGGUUAGGAUAAGAAGAAGGCAAUAAGAAAACUGGUUGUCGCUGCCAAUCGCGUGGCAUUGGCGAGGUUACGAACGGCAAGGUUUCGCCUCAUUGUCUUGCAAAAAAUUAUCGAUCGAUAUUUCGACGAAAUCUACUUAACAGUAAUGGACAAUGACGAGAUGUAAAGACUGUUUAAAUUUGCUAUUUUCUCCUGACUUUUAUUUUCUCUUAAUUCAUUCAAUUUGUUUUUUUCAAAUUCUUUCUUUUAACAUUCAACAAUAACAAAUAUGUGACAGAUACAAAUAUUAUUUUUAUGCAUUUAAACAAACCCCACGAGUUUAUGACCACUAAAAAAUUACUGUGGGAAAUUUCGAAUCGUUUGCUUCAGUAUAAAUAGAAGGGCUAUGAAAGUAUCUCGAAAACUUUUUGAACAAUUUACCUCGUGUCAACGACAGCUUUUGUAAGUAUAUUGUUCGAUUAUUUAAACAUGUGAUACAGAACAAACGACAGGAGGGGUUUGAGGUAAACCCGUAAACAGGUCUAAAGGGCAGGGGUGUCAAAUGCCCUCAAAUAAUUUCCAAAAGUCUUAAACCAGCUUCACGGGCACCCUAUUACCCCUGAUAAAGAUUUCGCCCCCAUAAAAAUCAUUUGAAAAAGAAGCUUGCUCUAAUAAAAACUUUUGUAGACAUUUCAAUAUUAAAAAAAGAUAGCGAAAAUUUUACUAUUUAGUUGAACAGAAGACUAGCCUCAGUUACGCCCGAUAGGCGGGCGCGCAAUAGCCCCUGUAUGUGGACAAAAUCUUGCUUCUAUCGAAACAGGAGCAAUUGCGUGUACAUGAAUGUUUUUGCUAUUUUUUAUUAUUAUUGCACUAAUCAAUUAAGUUUUUAAUCACUGAAUAUUAAUGUAGUGAUGACUUCCCACUUUUUGUUUUAGAGAAGAAAUAAAUGUUCCUUUAGCGGAAAGAGAAGAAACAAACGGGUAUGCAAUAGCCCCUAUAUUUACACGGGGUCGUCUGAGAAGAAAAAUCAAAGCACAAAAUAAAAUAUUUUAGUCGAGGAUGAAAAUAUUAUCUCAAGUAGGAAAGUUAUAGCAAAGACUAUGAACAACUACUUUAUUAAUAUAACCAAAACAUUAUACAUUCCAGAAAUUAAAAGCAAACAGUCAGAUAUAUCUAUUAGAAAUAUGACAGAUGAUAAUAACUUACUAGAUGAAAGUUUCUAACAUCACCCAAGUAUAAUUAAAAUUGAGAAAAAAUUCAGAGGAUAUAGCGACAUUUAACUUCAGGCAUGUGUCAGUAAAUGAAAUAAGGCCUCAAAUUAAAUCCUUAGAUGUCAGUAAAUCUACUGGACCAGAUCAAAUGCAAGCAAAAAUACUCAAACUAGCAAUAUCAGAAAUUGAGCAGCAACUUACAGAAAUCCUAAAAGUCUGAACUAAAAGAAGCAGAUCCCAUGCCUUUAUUUAAAAAAUAUUCACCUACCAGCAAGAAAAACUAUAGACCAAUCAGUAUCUUGCCUGCUACUUCAAAAACAUUUGAGAAAAUUAUUUUCAAUCAACUAUACACUUUUAUUUGUCAUCUGCUAUCCUCGUUUCUUUGUGGCUUUCCUCAAGGUCAUGGAACACAACACCCUCUUAUAAGAUAUAUUGAAGAUCUAAAAUAAUGCCUGGGUUGUAAGAAAAUCGUGGGUACUGUCCUCACGGUUCUCUCCAAAAUAUUUGAUUUUUUCUCACAUGAACUCUUACUAGCAAAAUUGGAAGCUUAUGGACUUAGUAGAGAUGCAUUAUUGUUAAUCCAAGAAAUAAAAACGGGUGUUCCCCAAGGUUCUGUCCUUGGUCCCCUUCUUUUCAAUAUUUUCAUCAAUGACAUAUUCAUAAAACUAGAUCAAAGCAAACUAUGCAGCUAUGCUGAUGAUAAUACCAUAUGGAUUAAAGGUACUGAUAAGGAGGACAUAUCAGCUAAACUAGAACAUGAAAACAAUAUCAUAAACCAAUGGUUUAUAGACAAUGCUAUGCAGCUCAAUGGGGACAAAUGCAAACUUAUAAUGAUUUCAGCAAAAACAAACAAUCUUGAAAAAUUUAGCAUUUAUUUAAACAGGCAAAUAGUUGAAGAGGAAGACAAAGAGAAAUUGCUGGGUGUAACAAUAGACAACCAAUUAAAAUUUGAUGACCAUAUCAAAAGUAUGUGUAAAAAAGCAGGGAACGAAGAUACAAGAAAACCUUUGAUGAAAACAUCUGUUUUGACAUUCUUCAGUUACUGUUUCUUAGUAAGGAUGUAUUGUACUAGGAAAAACAAUAAACUUAUUAAUAACAUUCAUGAAAGAGCAUGAAAUAUCAACUUAACUUCUUGCACACUUUUGGAAACGCUUUUCCAAGCUAACGUUCAUUUUCUUUGGUUUCCUUACUUUUUUUUACAUGUAGUAUUAGGGUUAAGGUUAGGGUUCUGAUCAACAUCCAAAGGCAUUCUGCUGGAAGACCGAACUUAAUAACAUACAGGGGAAUUUCAUGAAGAUAGUUUAAUAUGAAUAAAGGAUUAGAUACUAGAUAAAGGCUGUUUUCCCAUUAUUUCGGUCCAGGAACAUCUUUAGAGCACAGAGAGGUUUAUAGACAGUCAGUCAGCAUGUUUUGCCAGUCAGAAUAGUUAAUUUGAGUUUCAUCCAUAAGCAAAAUUCGCAGCAUUUGUAAAGAUACCCAAACACCAACAAUGCAUAAAUGCAUAUUAUUCGAAACCAUAACUCUUCUUUUUUACUUCAGGGCCCACGCAACGAAUUUUAAGGUGGAAGAGCUAAGCUGUACAAAUCGGACUUGAAUUUAGUGCCUCAAAACAGGGCCUCUUUGGAAAUAUAAUUUUGCUAACCAAAAGAAGAAGGGGGGGGGGGGGGGGGGAGCUUGACCCCUUAGUUGUUUUUUGCCAUUUUUUCAUAAUUUUUGACGAAUCUGAGUUUAAAUAUUCUUAACAGAUUUGUUCUUAUAGAAACGUGUAUCCGACCGUCAGCACCAGCACCUAGAGUUAAAACAAUGGCAGAAAAUAUAGCCUUUUUAAUGCUAUCCCUGCCAUUUUUAACCUGGGGUCUUUUUUGACUACGUCUUAGGCUUUACCUGUAAAUCUU